Messenger RNA from Heterobilharzia americana, 366 nucleotides. Lineage: Eukaryota; Metazoa; Platyhelminthes; Trematoda; Strigeidida; Schistosomatidae. The record is from the annotation of a GenBank genome assembly.
AUGCCAAAAAGGAGUGGCGGUGGAUAUUCAGAACCUAGUAAUUGUUUGCUAGCUUUCUUUGAAAUAAAUGAUUUUAUGGGUUGGAAAUUAAACAGUUUGUACGCAAUGACUCGAUCUUCAAGAAAAAUUCAUUCUUCAUCAUCUAUCAAGUGCGAUGGUGCUAGUGUUUAUAACCAUUCAGUGAAAUCACCUCCUCCAACUGCUCUGUCCAGCGAAACUUCCAUUGCAUGUGACUCUUUAAUUAAUAUAGUGGACUUAAGCCGAUGCGCAUCACAAAUUCGGAACCAAGCGAAGGAUACAAAAUUAAAUACCGUAGAUAUGCUGCAUGGUGAUGAAAUCAAGACAAACAAUUUCGUGAAUAUGUAA